Penicillium roqueforti is the source of this 459-nucleotide messenger RNA. RefSeq lists its product as uncharacterized. Bases 1 to 459 code for a protein of 152 amino acids. NCBI's taxonomy places the organism in Eukaryota, Fungi, Ascomycota, Eurotiomycetes, Eurotiales, Aspergillaceae. Gene Ontology annotation, molecular function: hydrolase activity. The transcript has 2 exons. The record is from RefSeq and is a predicted model, not a curated record.
AUGUCAGAGAGUGCAUCAGCGAAUGUGAAAACUAGAUUCCUGGUUUUUUCCGACACACAUGGGCUUGAUACUCCACCAAACUUUGUCUCGCGCCAUUAUGCGGAUGUCGCAAUUCACUGCGGAGAUCUCACUACCGAAUCGAAAAUCGAUGAGUACAAAGCUUCGAUCCGUUUCCUCCAAGCCGUGAACGCCCCGCUUAAACUUGUGAUCGCCGGUAAUCAUGACUUCACUCUGGACACUCCAAUGUUCCAGAAAAAGGUCGCGGAAGCCCAACCCUUAGAUCCUCAACUAGUUCAAAAAGUCUACGGCAACUAUGAAGAAGCUCGAGGGUUAUUCGAGAAAGAAACAGAUAUCACUUUUCUAGAUGAAGCCCGUACACCCCAUCACUUGGGGAUUGGGGGUUUCAAUAUCACCCCGAGCGCGGACAUGACUUUCGAAUUGAGAAUGUCGAUGUCGUGA